Messenger RNA from Emiliania huxleyi CCMP1516, 429 nucleotides. RefSeq lists its product as hypothetical. The coding region runs from base 1 to 429 and encodes 142 amino acids. The record is from RefSeq and is a predicted model, not a curated record. Lineage: Eukaryota; Haptophyta; Isochrysidales; Noelaerhabdaceae. The transcript has 3 exons.
AUGAAAAUCCCUAGCGCCUACAUUGAAGUCAUGGUGUCGGCGAAGGAGUGCUGCGAUUUCCUCGUCCCGCGAAAGAAGGAGGUCACGUACACACUUGACAUCGAAAAUCCGGCCUGGGUCCCGCUGGGGGUCGGCGGCAUCAUGACCUACGUCUGGUAUGGCCUCCUUUCGAUCCCGUUUCUCGGCAACCUUCUCAGUUCGAUCUACACCUUCAUCCUCAGCGUUUUUGGGCUCAAACCGAAGGAGGCCGUUGGCUCGAGCCCGCCGCUCGACUACACGCUGCCGCUCUACUUUUUCCCCCUCUCCGACCAAGCCCUCCUCCUGGGAUUCCUUCCUCUUGGAUGGCUCUGGAUCGGCCUCAUCAAGAUCAGCUUCGGCGCCUUUGAGCCUAUCUACUCGCUCAUCCUCGGCCUCUGGUUUGGCGCGUGA